UCAGCAGCCGCUCCGUCUCCCUCCUUCCCCGCUUGCUCCAGGCGCCAAGAGAGAAUUGCCGGAAAGCCCCAACCCAGGCCCAGACUCAGGCCAUGUCCUUGCUGCAGGAAGCCGCUCGCGGGGAGCUGCGGUGAAGGAUCGGGGCCCGUCUGCACCGUCUCUGUGCCCGGGGGAGCCCGACAGCGCCUGGAGAGCUGCGCAGAAAGCGAAGCUGCACGCGGAGCUGGUGCGAGUCCUGCAGCGCCGAGCCCAGGCCGUGUCCGCCAUGGAGCCCGCGGCUGCCGCGGCGCCUGAGCUGGUGGAAGUCAUCCUGGAGACGGAGCCCGAGGCCGGCGUGCGUGGCAUCGGCCUGUCCGGUGGCGGCAAGCAGGGGCUCUUCGUGGCCCAGCUGCUGGAGGGGUCCCCGGCCGCCAAGGCCCUGAACCUCCGCGAAGGCGACCAACUGCUGAGCGCCCGCGUGUCCUUCGAGAACGUGCGCUACGAGGACGCGCUGCGCAUCCUGCAGUGCGCCGAGCCCUACCAGGUCUCCUUCUGCCUCAAGCGCACCGUGCCCAGCGCCCACGUCGGCUCCGGCCCCGGCGGCCUCGAGCUCAAGGGCCCCAAGGCCAAGGUGGCCAAGCUGGCUGUCGGCGUGCGGCCGGUGGAUGUGGAGCUGCCCUUGCCCAAGGGCAAGGUGGAGCCGGCGCCGGUGCCGGAGCCGGCCAAGCUGGAGCUCCCGGACGUCACGGUGCAGGUGCCCAAGCUGGGCCUGCCCAAGCUGGGUGGCAGGGCACAGGAGGGGGCGGCGGAGCGGGAGAGCCCCAAGCUCAAGGCCAAGGGCCCCAAGAUCAAGCUGCCGAGCUUCGGGCUCUCGCUGCGGGAGCCCAAGGCCGAGGCAGAGCCCGGCGCCGCCGAGGGCAAGGCCCGGCUCCCCGCCCUCAAGAUGCCAUCCAUCGACAUUGCGGUGCCCAGAGCAGCAGACGUGGAGCUGCCGCCCGCACCCGACGUGCGCCUGCCCACGGCCAAGCUGGAGAUGCCGGGCCCCGAGGGCCCCGAGGUCAAGUUCAAGCUGCCGCAGGUGUCGCUGCCCAAGCUGGAGCUGGCGGGGAAGGUGGAGCUGGAGCCGGAGCCUGAGCCCGGGGCGCUGGAGCUGCUGGCCGGGAAGAUUGGUAUGCCCAAGCUGGACCUCUCGGUGCCGGGGCUGCAGCCGGUCGGCGUGGAGCUGCCCGCGGCGCCCGAGCUGGGCAUCGCGGUGCCGGAGCCCAGGGUGGAGGUGGCGCUGCGCUCGGCAAAGGGGCCAGAGCGGGUGGUGGAGGUGGCUCCAGUCCGGCUGAGCUUCCCCUCGGUGAAGGUGCCUUCCCUGGAGGUUGACCUGCCCCACAUCGCCGGCGUCGAGUACAGGGAAGCUGUGGUGCCGGAGCCGCCAAGCCUGCCGCUGCGAGUGCCCAAGGUGGACCUGGCCCUGGGGAGGGAGACGAAGGAGGUCGAGGGCCCUGACGCCAGCGUCCAGCUCCCAGCCGUGAAGCUGUCGGCAGUGGAGAUCGCGGUGCCCACGCUGCCCGGCUUGGACAUCGAGCCUGGGGUACCCGAGGCCAAGCCCAAGUCUCCCAAGUUCUCCCUGCCCAAAUUCCCCCGCGGCAGGAAGGAGCCAGAGCCGGAACCGGAGCCGGGCGCCAAGGGGGCCAAGCUGAAAAUGCCGAAAUUGGGACUGUCCUUCUCCAAGGCGAAGCCGGGGACCGAAGGCGACGGAGAGAGCCUGGAGCUGGAGGGGAAGGCAGGGGCCAAGCUGCCGGGGGUCGAGAUUGCAGCGCCCUGUGCGGACGUGGCCGUCGGGCUGCCGGGGUCCAGGGGGGCCACGCCUGACACCAGCCUUGAGGCACCCGACGGGAAGCUGAAGAUGCCCAAGAUUUCCCUGCCCAAGUUCGGGGGCAAGGGCAGGGACGGGGAGCUGGAGCCAGAGCCGGAGGAGCCGGGCCGGGAGGCCAAGCUGAAGAUGCCCAAAUUCAAGAUGCCGUCGUUUGCCGGCAAGCGGGACACCGAGGGUGCCGGUGCCGCCACCCCAGAGCCGGAGGGGAGGCUCCUCAAGGGGGAGGCUGGGAGUGGCAGCUCCUUCCUGAAGAUGCCGAAGCUCAUGGGUCGGGGCGGUGGAGGGGCCGAGACGGAGGCCAAGGGCGCCCGGUUCCAGGUGCCCGAGCUGGAGCUGUCGGCCCCGGGCGCUGCGGUGCAGACGGCGCCCGGAGCCGCGGGGAAGGGAGACGCCGCAGACGGGGAGGCGGGCAGGAGGGCGAAAGUGAAGCUGCCCAAGUUUGGGCUGGCCCUGACCAAGGGGGUGCAGGAGGGGGACAAGGACGCCAAGGUCAAGGGCAGGAAGGGCACGUUCGCGCUGGGCAAGGCCAAGGAGGCCGAGGCGGCCUCGGGCCUCCUGGAAGGGGACGCCGACGCCGGGGACGGCCGGGCCAAGGGGCUGCGGCUCAAGCUGACGCCUGGCUUCGGGCUGUCGCUCGCCAAGGCCAAGGCCGCGGCCGAGGUGAACGGGCUGGAGGGCGACGCGGACAAGGGCGCCCGGCUGCGGCUGCCCAAGCUGGGCUUCUCCAAGGGCGAGGGGCCGGGCCUCCCCGACGGCGCGCGCCUGGGCCGGGUCAAGCUGCCCCGCGUGGAGCUGGCGGGGGGGACACGGAGAGACCCCGACCCUGAGCCCGUGGACCCCUGUACUAACAACACCCUGAGCCCCCAGCUCCUGCUGAAGCUGCUGCGGGCGCUGGCGCGGCUGGACCCCGAGGCGGCCCACGUGGUGCGGUUCCACGAGGGCUUCCAGGCGGGCGGGAAGUGCUACCUGGUGUUCGAGCUGCUGGAGAAGAACCUGUUCGACUUCCAGAAGGAGAACGGCUUCGCGCCCCUGCCCGUGCGGCACAUCCGCACCGUGACGGCCCAGGUGCUGCGGGCGCUGGCCAAGCUCAAGGAGCUGGCGGUCAUCCACGCCGACCUCAAGCCCGAGAACAUCAUGCUGGUGGACCAGGCGCGCCGCCCCUUCCGGGUCAAGGUCAUCGAUUUCGGCUCGGCCAGCUUCUUCCCCGAGGUGCGCUACGUGCGGGAGCCCUACAUCCAGUCCCGCUUCUACCGGGCGCCCGAGGUGCUGCUGGGCCUGCCCUUCUGCGAGAAGGUGGACCUGAAGCUGCUGCGGGCGCUGGCGCGGCUGGACCCCGAGGCGGCCCACGUGGUGCGGUUCCACGAGGGCUUCCAGGCGGGCGGGAAGUGCUACCUGGUGUUCGAGCUGCUGGAGAAGAACCUGUUCGACUUCCAGAAGGAGAACGGCUUCGCGCCCCUGCCCGUGCGGCACAUCCGCACCGUGACGGCCCAGGUGCUGCGGGCGCUGGCCAAGCUCAAGGAGCUGGCGGUCAUCCACGCCGACCUCAAGCCCGAGAACAUCAUGCUGGUGGACCAGGCGCGCCGCCCCUUCCGGGUCAAGGUCAUCGAUUUCGGCUCGGCCAGCUUCUUCCCCGAGGUGCGCUACGUGCGGGAGCCCUACAUCCAGUCCCGCUUCUACCGGGCGCCCGAGGUGCUGCUGGGCCUGCCCUUCUGCGAGAAGGUGGACGUGUGGUCGCUGGGCUGCGUGGCGGCCGAAGCAAGGCCCGAGCCGCCGGUGCCCAGCUCCAGCGCCUGGCUGGGACCCGAGGCCUGCCUGCCCGAGCAGGGCUCUCCGGGCAUGUUCCCCUACCGGCACCACGUCGCCAGCCACCAGUGA
Molecule: messenger RNA, 3721 nt
Organism: Alligator sinensis (Chinese alligator)
Lineage: Eukaryota; Metazoa; Chordata; Crocodylia; Alligatoridae
Product: periaxin
Exons: 10
Coding region: 266-3721 (1151 amino acids)
Biological process (GO): peptidyl-serine phosphorylation; peptidyl-threonine phosphorylation
Cellular component (GO): nucleus; cytoplasm
Molecular function (GO): protein tyrosine kinase activity; protein binding; ATP binding
Source: RefSeq, a predicted model, not a curated record